Molecule: messenger RNA, 579 nt
Organism: Caenorhabditis briggsae
Lineage: Eukaryota; Metazoa; Nematoda; Chromadorea; Rhabditida; Rhabditidae
Exons: 2
Coding region: 1-579 (192 amino acids)
Source: RefSeq, a predicted model, not a curated record
AUGAAAUCCGCGCCUUACACCACCACUUCUACAUCAUCGCAUCAUUCAUGGAUGCCGAUUUCUCUUCGAGAGCCACCAGCCAAAUUCCAGAAAAUCAGCACCACUGCCUCGGCUCCAAUCCAUCAGAGCACUUCGUCACUCAAAAUGAAGACAACGAUCACAAAGACCAGAAAGCGAGUCUCGCCAAAUCAGACAGAACUCCCACCACUUCCGGCCAUCUCCACUUUCUUCGAUUCUGGAUCCUCGUCACACAGCUCCAGCUCCAACUCUUCUCUCGGAUCGUACUGUCAAUUCUCCCCUGACGGAAACUACACCAUCUACCAUCUCCCAAUGAACUAUAUUCCAUAUGUGCCGGAGACAACCACUGCCUCGACUUCCACGAGUGCCAUGGCCAGUCCGAUCAUCCAUUGCCCACCUAUGUCAGCGGAUGAGCACAAGCCAGUCAACCAGCCGCUCUUCAUCCAGACCGCCGAUCCCUACGACUACUCGGCUCCAGACCUUACCGGUGGAUACCCCAGCAGUGCCACCAUCAAUGCCAGCCAGCUUCUUCUCCGUCCGGUCCCAAAUGGACGUAUUUAG